CAGGGUGUGGCCUGAGGUAUAAAGGGUGCUGCAAGCCGGCUGCUGCCAGGUUAGCACCAGGUGUGCCAGGACUGCCAGGUGCGCUGCCGCUCAGAGCCGCCCAGCGCCCAGCUCCCGCUGCAAUGCUCCUCCCUGGCCUCCUGCUGCUGCUCCGGCUGCCCGCCAGCCUGGCGCGCCACGGCCCCGCACUCCGGGCGGCGGCCCACGCCCACAGCCCCGGGACCCCGCGCUGCUACUCGGCCGAGGAGCUGCCCCUGGGCCACGCCCCCCCACACCUGCUGGCUCGAGCUGCCAAGUGGGAGCAGGCGUUGCCGGUGGCCCUGGUGUCCAGCCUGGAGGCGGCGAGCCGCAGGAGGCGGCACGCGGGGCCCGCGGCCGGGAGCCAGUGCCCCGUGCUGCAGCCUGAGGAGGUCCUGGAAGCUGACGUCCACCAGCGCUCCAUCUCGCCCUGGAGAUACCGCGUGGACACGGACGAGAGCCGCUACCCGCAGAAGCUGGCCUUCGCCGAGUGCCUGUGCAGGGGCUGCGUCAGCACCAAGACGGGCCGCGAGACGGCCGCGCUCAACUCCGUGCCGCUGGCCCAGAGCCUCCUGGUGCUGCGCCGCCGGCCCUGCUCCCGGGACGCGGAGGGGGCGCCCACGCCCGGGGCCUUCGCCUUCCACGCCGAGUUCAUCCACGUGCCCGUGGGCUGCACCUGUGUCCUGCCCAGGUCGGCCCCGUGACCUUCAGCCCGGCCCCCGGACUCGCCUCCAGGGAGGCCCCUCCUAUUUAUGUGUAUUUAUUGGUUAUUUAUGUGCCUCUGGGGUCCUGGGCAGGUUCGGAGGCUCCAGGCCUCUGCUCCGAGACCCGGCCCAGGAAGGGACGCGUCCCCGGUGCCCGGGGGGUGACCCUGUGCUGGGCCACCCCCACCUCGAGACGCAGUUUACCCUUUGACACAAACAGCUGGGCCAGAAGGAACAUUUUCACUCUUCUAGGACGUGUUAAAACACCUACAGAAAAGGGAAAAGGUGUUCUGACGGCCGCCUCCACCUUGUGGACCCGUGGGCUCCCCUCACCCCAGCCCCCUGGGGUUCCUGAGCACCCCUGUGCUUCUAA
Molecule: messenger RNA, 1095 nt
Organism: Hippopotamus amphibius kiboko
Lineage: Eukaryota; Metazoa; Chordata; Mammalia; Artiodactyla; Hippopotamidae
Gene: IL17C
Product: interleukin 17C
Exons: 4
Coding region: 123-722 (199 amino acids)
Biological process (GO): inflammatory response
Cellular component (GO): extracellular region
Molecular function (GO): cytokine activity
Source: RefSeq, a predicted model, not a curated record